AUGCAUACCUUAGUCUUUUUCACCCUUCCCACUAUCGCAGCGAGCAAGCUGGGCAUGAUAGGGAAGAACUAUGUGUGGAUCGCAUCGGAGGGGGCUGCUCAAGCCAACACUUCCACACUGCAGAGUGCAGAGGUGGGGUCUGAUGAUCACAGCGUCCUAUCACCCGCCAUCGCGGCACCUGGUCUGAUAAUCACAGCCUCCUACUACCACCCGCCAUCCCAACGCCUGUUGGCCUCCAAGCAGCUGAGCGCGCAGCAGCCCCCAGGGGCGGCAGAGGAGGACCCCAAGGCCUACAGCCUUGCAGCCUACACGAGUGGGUUCCAGUCUCCUCAACUACCAGAAUCUCACACGUCCUAUCACCCGCCAUCCCAACGCCUGUCAGCCUUCAAGCAGCGGUGGAAGCAGCUGAGUCCACUGCAGUUCCCAGGGGCGGCUGAAGAGGACCCAAAGACCUACAGCCUCGCAGCCUAUGACGCUGUUUACCUCGUCUCUCUUGCCCUGCACUCCCUGCUGCAACGCACCAGCACCAGCACCGCCAACAGUAGCAGCAGCAGCGGCAGCAGCAGCGGCAGCAGCAGCGGCAGCAGCAGCAGCAAUGGCAGCAGCAGCAGCAGCACGGGAGCACACUUUUUUGCGAUGUCUGCUGUUGCAAGUAACAGUGCCUUGAUACUGCCGGUGGCAGGGCAAGGGGCGGAGGCGGGUGGUGGGCUCAUUCCGCUGCUGCAGAACCUGCAGCGAAACUCAGGUGG
Messenger RNA from Closterium sp. Naga37s-1, 749 nucleotides. NCBI's taxonomy places the organism in Eukaryota, Viridiplantae, Streptophyta, Zygnematophyceae, Desmidiales, Closteriaceae. The record is from the annotation of a GenBank genome assembly.